ACCAGAUUUAAGUCUCCCACGUUAACUCAGUGUGUCCGGCGAGCAGCUAACUCAGCCCGACAACUCGGUUCUGUCCCGGAAAAUUCACAAGAAUUCAAGAAAAGAAAAAAAUAAUCUCAAUCGCAAGAUUAGGUUUUAGUGUUUCCAUUAACAUGUCCCGAUCGUGAUUUCAAGCUUCGUCGAAAUUAGAAUUUGGAUUAGGGUUGGUGGAGAAAGAAUUGGCAUGGCGGACGGGUACUGGAAUCGACAGCAGCAACCGAUGAUGCAUCCCUCUGGGGGUGUGCUUAAACGGCCUCGUAUGGAUUACGAUCUUUCCAUUUCUGGCCAGCCUUCAGGCCAUGAGAUGCACAGUUACUUUGCACAUGAUGAUGACCGUGGUGGUAAUAGGGUUGUAAAGGACACAAAGACAAUUGGAUCAGCAUAUGACCGCUAUCUCCAGAGUGCGCAAAAUCCUUCAUUUGCUUCUGGAGAACCUAAUACGCUUGGUGGAUUAGGAAGGGGUUUUGCUGGUGGUAUGCAAAAUAUUCCAACAACUGAUCAUGCUGUUAUGGCACGUCAUGGGGCUGUUAUUCCUGAUUUUGCACGGAAUGAUCGAAGUGCUAGUUUUGAAGAUCAACUCCCAAUGGAGGCAGUAGCUAGGCAAGGACAGGCAUUAGCCCCUUUACCUCCAGAUGCUUCAAGCACUUUAUAUGUUGAAGGACUUCCUUCUGACAGCACUAGGAGAGAAGUAUCCCAUAUCUUUCGGCCUUUUGUGGGAUAUAAAGAAGUGAGAAUAGUCAGCAAAGAGUCCAGACAUCGUGGUGGAGAUCCUAUCAUCCUCUGUUUUGUUGAUUUUGCAAAUCCAGCAUGUGCAGCAACUGCCAUGAGUGCCUUACAAGGUUACAAAGUGGAUGAACACAAUCCAGAAUCAAGUUUUUUGAAGCUGCAGUUUUCUCGGUUCCCUGGACCGAGGUCUGGUGCCGCUGCACAGCGUGGUAAUAAUGCCAGGCCUUGAUCGGUGACACACUGAUGAUACUGAACACUUUUGAAGAUGCAUUUUGUAUCUAGGGCUUACAGUUUAGAAGAGUUUCAGUUGUUUAAUGCCUAUUUUUCCUUGUUGGCCAAUUUUAUUGAGAAUCAUUGUUGUAUUAUUAUUUUUUACAGAUAAGAGUUGAGAGUUUUUUACAUA
Humulus lupulus (European hop) is the source of this 1168-nucleotide messenger RNA. Its product is annotated as RNA-binding protein 2. Lineage: Eukaryota; Viridiplantae; Streptophyta; Magnoliopsida; Rosales; Cannabaceae. The record is from RefSeq and is a predicted model, not a curated record. Gene Ontology annotation, molecular function: mRNA binding. Bases 224 to 994 code for a protein of 256 amino acids. The transcript has 8 exons.